Molecule: messenger RNA, 1755 nt
Organism: Closterium sp. NIES-65
Lineage: Eukaryota; Viridiplantae; Streptophyta; Zygnematophyceae; Desmidiales; Closteriaceae
Source: the annotation of a GenBank genome assembly
AUGAGCAACAAGCGGCUGCGCUCGCGUGAACUCAAGCAGGGGGAUACGAAUACCGAGGCCGCAGUGGCCGCGUCGGUUUCAGCAUGGGGCUCGCGGCUGCCAUGCGUCAAAGAUGAGCCCGCGCCGAAUGACGCGCUGACUGCUCUACUGAACGCACCAUCUUCAACGACCUUUAAGACGGUGUCUCUGUAUAACCACAUGGGUGUGGGCUGUCAAGUGACUGCGCACGACACAUUGACGCUCGCCGACAAGGAAUAUCUGGGCGACGCGGUCUUCGAUUUCCAUAACAUCAAGGCGUAUGCGUAUGCCAAGCUUCACAAGAAGCCGAUUGGGAGGUGCACGGGCCCGUCUGUGUUCGAGUACGAUUACAUCGCCGUCCCGGUAUAUGCCCGCAGGAUUGUAAGCCAGACGGCCGCACCUGUGGAGUUCAUUCUGUUCGACAGUGACGGCCUCCACGCCAAGACUACUGAUGCCUUUGACGGGACUAAAGCCUGGGACUGCGGAGUGUACAUGUGCCAGUAUCUCGAAGCACUGGUGACAUCUGGGUUCAUAACCGUGAGAGAGUACAUAUCGUUCAAGGGGGUGAGCGCUGAGAGGUACCGCCACAAGAUGCGUGGGGAUCUUUGUUCUCAUGCCGAGGGAACGCUGAUUCCCGAGCUGCAGCGCCAGGGUCUCCGCAUACCUCUGCAACCUAUUCCCGUUAUCGACGACAACGGAUACAUCUGCGUCGACCCUCCCGUGGACAUCCGAAGAGAGCUGCUAGACCAUAAGGAGAAGUUCGCUGUGAUUGAGCACGACAUACAAGUUCUGACGGCCAAGAUCGAGUAUCUGGCCAUCCGCAAAGGCGUGACGUCGGACGAGCUGGACGCAGGGGCGCGCCAACACCUUGGUGCCGUGGUGGACACGCUGGUAGAGUCGGCGACUCCACGCAAGCCCGCUAAAGCAGACCCUACCGCGGACAGAAGUGGCCCAAUGGAAGUCGCGCACACUCCACCAACGCGUGCACUGGCGGCAGUGCCAUCAAUCUCUCCCUGUCUUGCACCUCACACAUCUGCCGAGAAAGAUAGCCAAGUUACUGCCGGAGACGCGACACCUGCUGUGGUCAGGCAACAACAGCGCGACCAUCUUGCAGUGGCUUUGCGCAGCCGCGCUAAGACUCCCGUGCCCGCAGCUCCAGGUAACCCUGGAAGGGUCGCAAGCAGCGGCCGAACGGGAGUUAUGUGGAACGCAGAGAAGCAGAGGUACUACGUCCGGAUCAUAUCUGCUCGCCGUCAGCAGGUUCGUCUAGGGUCGUACGAGGACAAGGACGAGGCGUCAUACGCGUAUGCUGCGGCAGCUGUUGUACUUCGCCCGAACUCACGCAUCAGCUGCACGGUUGAGCUGUCCGACGGUGACAGGCAGGCUUUAGCAGGCUGCACAGAGGAGAUCCUAAGGCUACUCGUGAAGUACAGGCGGUGGAACAGAUGGAGGGAGUGGAGAGCCGCAAUGGCUGGCGUGGACGACGCGCAGCCGGUCGAUCGCCGUUCGCGGCGAAAGGGCAGAGUGUCCCGGGCCAUUAGUGACGUUGAGGAGGUGGAGGCGAUCACGCAGACUACAGAGGACCAGCCUAUGGCAAACGAGCCAGAGGACCGAACAGAGGACUACAUGGAUGACGAUGAGUCCGUUGACGAUGAUGCUGUGUAUGAACUUGGAAACGAUACUUUCGACGAAGAUGAUGGAUGGGAGGAUGUCAACCGUGCACAGGGUGUUGCAUGA